This is a messenger RNA of Penaeus monodon (black tiger shrimp), 4266 nucleotides long. RefSeq names its product serine/threonine-protein phosphatase 4 catalytic subunit (gene Pp4-19C). The record is from RefSeq and is a predicted model, not a curated record. Gene Ontology annotation, cellular component: cytoplasm; nucleus. Gene Ontology annotation, biological process: peptidyl-serine dephosphorylation; double-strand break repair via homologous recombination. NCBI's taxonomy places the organism in Eukaryota, Metazoa, Arthropoda, Malacostraca, Decapoda, Penaeidae. Gene Ontology annotation, molecular function: protein serine/threonine phosphatase activity.
AAUAUAUGUUUUGACAGAACAGCCUUGCCAAGCGAGAAGAGAAACGCUCAGAAAGAAUACUAUUUAUUUUGGACGCUAAAUCGAAGAAAUCGGCGCGGCCUUCGUGCCUGUUGGUGCUCUGGUCGGCUAAUCUGGUAAUUGCAAGGCACUGGUGAAAACAAAACCAUGGGUGACUGCAGCGAUCUUGACCGUCAGAUUGAGCAGCUGCGGCGCUGUGAGGUCAUAAAGGAAGCAGAGGUCAAAGCACUCUGCGCCAAGGCACGGGAAAUCCUUGUGGAAGAGAGUAAUGUACAAAGAGUGGAUUCACCUGUUACAGUAUGUGGAGACAUUCAUGGACAGUUUUAUGACUUAAAAGAAUUAUUUAAAGUUGGUGGAGAUGUGCCAGAUACCAACUACCUCUUUAUGGGAGACUUUGUUGACAGAGGCUUCUAUAGUGUGGAAACUUUUCUCCUACUUUUAGCACUGAAAGUUCGAUACCCAGACAGAAUCACAUUGAUCAGAGGCAAUCAUGAGUCACGACAAAUUACUCAAGUAUAUGGUUUCUAUGAUGAGUGUUUAAGAAAAUAUGGAACCAUCACAGUAUGGCGAUACUGCACAGAAAUUUUUGACUACCUAUCACUGUCUGCUAUUAUUGAUGGCAAGAUUUUUUGCGUACACGGAGGUUUAUCACCAAGCAUUCAAACACUAGAUCAGAUACGUACUAUUGACCGCAAGCAGGAAGUUCCCCAUGAUGGCCCUAUGUGUGAUCUCUUAUGGUCUGACCCUGAAGAUACUCAAGGCUGGGGUGUGAGUCCACGAGGAGCAGGCUAUCUCUUUGGCUCAGAUGUUGUAGCACAAUUCAAUGACACAAAUGGCAUAGACAUGAUAUGCCGAGCACAUCAACUGGUCAUGGAAGGAUAUAAGUGGCAUUUUAACAACACAGUACUAACCGUUUGGUCAGCACCGAACUAUUGUUACAGAUGUGGUAAUGUGGCAGCCAUUUUAGAGCUGGACGAAAAUCUCAAACGGGACUUCACAAUAUUUGAGGCAGCACCACAGGAGAGUCGAGGCAUACCAGCAAAGAAGCCUCAAGCAGACUACUUCCUUUAGGAUUUUUCUUUAGAAAAGUUGCAGUAUUGCUGUGUAGGAUAUCUUUCACUCAUUCUGUGAAUCAACUUACACUUGCUGCUUUGGCACAAGGUGCUACGAGACUUAUGGGCAUGGUAUGAUUCAUUAUUUUCAUUUUUUCAUGUAGCAUGUCAUUUAUCAUAGCUAUUAUUUUUUAUAUUUUAAUAUUAUUUUUGUUAAUACCAUUUUUAUAAUUGUCAUUAUUUUAUUAGAAAGUCAGUAAAACCAUUUUAGGAAUUAUUGCUAUCAGAGGACCCAUUAUAAGUAAUUAUUGGGGGGAAUAUAGAUGUCACAGAUAUUCGUAAAGGUUAUUUUGGUGACAACUGAAAUGUUAAAACAUUUACUUGCUCACAUGUUACUGUCUUUUUAUGAUGAGUGAACUACAUUCUUUCCUACCUAUAUUAAUGACAUGCUUAGAAUCUGUAGUUGAAAUAUUUCAGUGUGCAUCUUAGAAUGGUGUAAGCACAGUUAUUUCUAAAUUCCUACCGUGAGAGAAUAGACAGAAAAAUGUGCAUUUUUGAAAUGAUUCCCACUUGGAAAAAGACCCAUCUUGCCCAUCCUGACCAGUUGAAUCUGUAUAUAGCAGGUAUGAAUAAUCAAAGGUUCAGGCCUAGGGCAGUUUGUUGGCCUGUAAUUCCCAUCACACUCAUUUCCAUGUUAGAUGACCUUGGAGUGCAUACUUGGUAUAUCAAAACUCGGUAGAAGUGAAAUUUGUAGGUUUUCCCCCAUGUACAAUGUAUGAGACUUGGAAAUUAAGGUUUCUUGAAGUAUUUGCUAAAGUAACUUAUGUGUUUCAGGUUUACUUAUUAAUUAAAUUUAUUUAGUGUUAAAUUGAUCUGGAAAAGUCUCAUAUUUGCUGUCAGAAGAAUACAUUCUAUCUAUACCAAUACAGUUCUAGCCAUUUUUUAUACCAAGAACACUCCUCAGGUUGUUUUAGGUGUCACUGGUUAACAAUGUGACAUGAACUCCUUAUGAGUCAGUUUGGUGCACUGAGGUGAAGCUUCACCAGAAGUGACUCAUCUUUUACUGUCAUCUGUACAUGAAGCAUAGUCCAUUAUUCAUCCAGGGUUCUUGAUUGUCAUAGCUCAUUGCAAUUUUUUGCAAAAAAACAUGAAAUGUGAAUGCAUUAUCUUUAGGAAAUUAUUUGAAAACUUUCUUUCCCUCCAUUUUAUCAUCAGAUGUGCAGGUUUGUGCAGAAAAGUAUAUAUAUAUAUAGAAGUCUGAUUCUCUUUCAGUAAAGGUACUGUGAAGAAAGCAGAAAAAAAUCACCAAGACUCAGGUGUUAGAAACUGACUGUCCUAAAUCAUUUACAUUGUUCAUAUUGAGUAAUAUUGCCUGCACUGUCUUGGAGACUGAGAGUAAUUUUGAACACAUGACUGGAAGUACUAGUUGCAGAGGGAAUCCUAUUCAACCAGACUACUCAUGAAUUGGUAUAGAUAUUGAAGGACCUCAGUAGCUUGUAUCAGAAGGUUCUAUUUCAGUCUUCUGGCAGUGUUGGGAGUGGAUCAUGUUGGUCACUUUCCAUCUUGAAACACUGAUUUGGGGGGAAAGCAGAUAAGUAAAGAUUUUCUUAUGAUUGCUGUUGAUAUCUUGUGUAUGAAAGUAUUCAGAGUAAAAUGAAAAUAAUCCAAGCAUGUAGUUUGAAAAACUGUGCAGACUUUGUUGAGCAAUUGGGAAAGAGUUCCUUAAAAUAUCCUGACUUCUUGUCAAUAUCUACAUAUGUAAUUAUCUACAGCUCUAGGCAGUAAAAUUUGGUGGAAAUUGUGUGCAGAAAUUUAUUUUUUUGCAGACUACAUACAUUCUCUUGAAAUGCCAUUUUUUAUAUGUAUACUAGUGACAUACUUGAUGCUCUGUCACUUUGUGAUGUAAUCUACUGGUAUUUUAGUAACUUUUCAUUAUAAAUAUUGUACAAAUAUUCCUAAAGAGGAAAAGGCUCUGAUAAAGCAAAAGAAUUCUAGCAGGGAAGAGGACAUUUAGUAUUUUCCUGUAGUUCUUUGGUUUGUAAAGGAGAAGUAGUUUGUCCAUUAAUUUAUAGACAAUAUAAGAAGAUAAUUGUUUAAAGUAGAUUAUCCAUUAAAUUGGAUACAGUAAAUGAGAAAACUGAAAAUCUGUAAAAUUCUUAAAUGAAGUUUAGAAAGUGCUCCCACAAUUGGUACAAUAAGUGAUACUAGCCAAUAUAUGGAAAAUAAAUAUUACAUUUCAUAUGGUCAAACUGACUGAAAUGUAGUCAGCCACUUGCGUUAAGAUGAAUUUCAGAAUGAAACUAGGUUUUUGUUUCCCAUGCCACUGUAUUUUAUCAUCUUUUUUCUGGGUACAGUUAUCUUCCAUGAACUUCAAAAUGUUUCUUUACCUUUUUCUGUUUUUAUUUUUUGUGCUGUUUAAAUAUACAAGCAAGACAGAGAAUAUAAAACUAACGUAGAGGGAUUUAUUGUUUUCACUGAGGUUUUGAACCUGUGUCUAGAACUUACAUGUAAGAAUGUGUAAGUGCAUGUUUGCAUGCAUGUGUCAUACAUUAUAUUGCUAUUUAGUAAUGAGAAAACCAAUCUCCAAUAUUUUUCAUCGUCUAGAACAAAUUCCAUUGUCUCCAUUAAACUUUUUUUUUUUUUUAUGUUCUCAUCAAGGAUGUAACUGGCAUGGGAGAUAGAUAGGUUUACUAUCAUGGCAGGAUGAGUUUCUGGCAGUGAUGGAUGGCAAGUAAAGAAAUAGAAUAACUAUCAAAUAUGGUAGUCUCAGCACAGGAUGAAAAUGGAAACUUCACAUGUGUCUGAUCUUUGAAGGUUUUAUCAUAUAGUAUGAAUCUUUAUCAUGACUACGACAAAGGGCGGCACGGCAUUCACGAAAUUCUUGACCACUGGGAUGAUGUGUACAGUACAAAAGAUGUGUAGCUCAUAUUUCACAUUUAUUUUUCUUUUCCUAAACCAGAAGAAAAUGUCAAUGGAGUCCAGCUAAUAAAGAUUAAAAGAUCGGUAUCUAGUGGCUCUUCUCUUCAUUAUUUUCCAUUUCAUGAUUAUGGUUAUUUGUAUCCUUACAAGAAUUUUAAAAGGUAUUGUCUGUAUAAAUAGUCAGCCCCAAGAUAAUCCCUAAUAAAUGAAUAUAUUCUCCCAUGUGAUGUGCAUUGAAGAACUACAAUACAUAUGAAUAAAUUUUUUUUUAUUUUUA